AUGCAGGCGAACGUGAUUGACGGGCAGACGACGAAGCUUGCGCCAAGUCCUCUGCUGUUGAGCAAGUCGCCGGGAGACCUGCCGUCGCCGCAGCCGUCGCCGCCGGCGCGCAACUCGCCCGCGGGCUCGACGUUUGGGAGCAGUGAUGACGGGAGCUCCUCGUCGAGCUCGGCGGACUACCCGACGCCGGUGACGGAUUUGGACGGGGAUGCGCAGGUGUACUACUUGAACCCGGCAGACGCGCGCAAGCAAGCGUAUCUCCCGUCCCCAACUGCGAGCACCUUCUCGUCAAAUCGGGAUAGUGGGAGCUCGGGUGCAGUCGAGGUCGUCCCAAAGCCCAAGAUCGUCGUGAGCGAUUCUCCGACGCCACCGACUGCACAAGAGGCACCACAGGCUGAGGCACCCCUACCACCCACGCCGCGAGUGCAUGGCUGGCUCGCCGACGCCGUCGCGCCCUUCGCCGACUUUAUCGACGGGCCUGUCGACCCGCGCGCCGCCUACGUCGACCUCCAGGAGAUCGCCGAGGGCGAGUCCGGCUCCGUCUUCGCCGCGCACCUCGUCGAGUCCUUCGUCGGCAAGCUCCGGCUGCCCGCCUCCGUCGCCGCGCGCGACGCGCACGACCGCGCCGCCGGGCAGCGCACGCUCGUCGCGAUCAAGCAGGUCGCGGUCACGCCGCACGGGUCGCAGAAGCUGCUCGACCUGCAGCACGAGCUGCGGCUGAUGCGUGGGCUGGCGCACGAGAACAUACUGGGGAUGGAAGCGGUGUAUGUGGAUGUGGUGGAGGAUAUGCUGUGGAUACGGAUGGAUUUGAUGGAGAGGAGUCUGGCGGAUGUGAUCGAGCUGGUCAAUGAGGGGCUGAUGUUGCAGGAGAGGAUGAUUGCGCGGUUUGCGGGGGAUAUCCUGCUUGGGUUGGACUAUCUGCACAAGCAGGGAAUUGCGCACCGCGACGUUCGGUCGGACAACCUGCUGAUCAACAACUCUGGUGUAGUCAGGAUAACCGACUUCUCGCAAUCCGUCAAGGUCACGCGAGAAGCACCUUUGAGCUCAGAAGUUGUGGGCGUCGUCUACUGGCAGGCGCCAGAGAUGCGAGUCGGCCCCUACGACCCCCUGAAAGCAGACAUCUGGUCGCUAGGCGCGACGGUAUGGGAGACAGCGCAGGCGGAGCCGCCGUUCGCGGAAACGCAGGUCUUCACGGAGCGCUGGCCAGCCGUGCGACAGCCUGAGCUGUUCUCCCCUGCCUUCCACGAGUUCUUGAGAUUGUGCUCGGAGCCUGCGGCGGUGCGACCGAAUGCGGCGGCGUUGAUGAAGUCUGCCUUCACCACCAAUGCCUGCGGGCGCGCCGUCAUCGUGCAAUUGCUAUCCCAGUGUAUGGCCAUCGAGCGGCGAAUACAAGAGGAGAUGGGCGAAGACUCAUAG
Molecule: messenger RNA, 1416 nt
Organism: Schizophyllum commune H4-8
Lineage: Eukaryota; Fungi; Basidiomycota; Agaricomycetes; Agaricales; Schizophyllaceae
Product: kinase-like protein
Exons: 5
Coding region: 1-1416 (471 amino acids)
Biological process (GO): protein phosphorylation
Molecular function (GO): protein tyrosine kinase activity; ATP binding
Source: RefSeq, a predicted model, not a curated record